AAUCGUACCAAAUGCUAUCCGACAGAAAUCCAUACUCGCCCAUUGUAAAAAUGUCAGCUGCAUCCGCGAGCAGCUCCGGUAGUAAAAUGAAAAAUGUGGAAAAUGAUAACAGUAGUAAACGGACAGUUGGCAGUGUAAAAAAGAAAAGUUCUGGUGAUAAAAAUAAAAAGAGCGAGUCUAAUACAAGCAGUACAAUUAUUAAAGUAAAAAGUGUGAUUCCUAAACGACGACAAGACUUGCUGAAAUGGUACGGAUGGGGCUACAAGGAUUCCAUGUUUAAACUGGAAGGAAACGCGGCCACCUUUACUGGGAACAGAUACUCCAUCGGAGGGCAGACUCUACCACACCUAGCACAAUGGGCUAUAGACAAAUUCGGCAUAGAUCCCUCAAGGGACCCGAAGAUUCCCGAGCUCCCGAAGACAUUUGCCGAGAGCCGACUACCAGAGUCCAUUCGGUUGGAAUUGGAGGAGAUUGCUGAAGUGAGCAUCGAUGGCAUGGAUAGACUGAUCAGAGCACACGGGCAGACGCUUAAGGACAUGGCCCAGUUAAGGACCAACAGCUUCCCGAGGAUCCCUGAUGCUGUAAUAUGGCCUGAUAGUCAUGAGCAGGUGGAGCAAAUAGUGGCUUGUGCAUCCCGGCACAACUUCGUGAUCAUUCCGUUUGGUGGCGGCACCUCGGUGUCGGGCGCCGUCACCUGCCCCGCGAAGGAGACCAGGCCUAUAGUGGUACUGGACACGAGCGACCUCAACUCCAUCUUGUGGCUCGACAAGGAACAACUGCUGGCUCGAGUACAGGCGGGUAUAGUAGGCCAGGACUUGGAACGGGAGAUGCGCGCGCGCGGCUUCACGGUCGGCCACGAGCCCGACUCGUACGAGUUCUCCACGCUCGGCGGCUGGGUGGCCACCAGAGCCAGCGGCAUGAAGAAGAACACCUAUGGAAAUAUUGAGGACCUCAUUGUGAACACUAAGGUAGUGACAGCUCGCGGUGUGUUCGAGAAGAGUUGUCGCGUGCCUCGCGUGUCGUGCGGCCCUGAGUGGGAACAUGUCAUCAUGGGCUCUGAGGGGUGCUUCGGAGUCGUUACUGAGGUGACGAUAAAGAUCCGUCCACUUCCCCCCGUGGUGCGCUACGGGUCGCUCGUGUUCCCCGACUGGGAGAGUGGCUUCUACUUCGAGAGAGAAGUCGCGAGGCGACGCCUGCAACCCUCCAGCAUCAGACUUAUGGACAACGAACAGUUUCGUUUCGGCCAAGCUCUAAAAACAGAGAACACGUGGGGCGGCGUUCUCUUAGACGGGUUGAAACGUCUGUACAUCACGAAGAUCAAGGGCUUCGACCCUGCCAAGCUGUGCGUGGUCACUCUCCUCAUGGAGGGCUCGGCGGAGGAGGUCUCGGAGAGGGAGAGCAAGCUCAACAACAUCGCGGCCCAGUUCGGAGGGAUACCCGCCGGGGCCACGAACGGGGAGAAUGGAUACACAUUAACCUUUGUCAUCGCUUAUCUCAGAGACGUGGCAAUGGAAUACGACGUAGUAUCAGAAUCGUUCGAGACAUCGGUUCCAUGGGACCGCACGCUCGCGCUCUGUGCCAACGUCAAGCAGCGCAUACGCAACGAGUGCGCCAAGCGAGGCAUCGAUAAAUACCUCAUAUCACAUCGACUGACGCAAACGUAUGACGCAGGCUGUUGUAUUUAUUUCUACUUUGGUCACUACAUUGGGAACUGUGUUGACCCCGUGUCAACAUACGAAGAAAUCGAAGAGGCUGCACGCGACGAGAUCAUUGCCUGUGGUGGAUCAAUAUCACACCAUCACGGGGUCGGGAAACUCCGGAAGAAAUGGUACGCGGAUACAGUCAGCGAGCCGGGACGACAACUUUUGCUUGCCGCGAAGAAAGCUUUGGAUCCAGACAACAUUUUCGCAUUAGGGAACAUGGCAUUUGAAGAGCACAGCAAUAACACUGACGUAUCGGUUAAAAGUAAAUUAUAAGGUUUUAGUUAAGUGUGUCCCACUUGACUUCGCAAGUCUUAGGUCCAUUUCAAUCUUGAUUUAAUUUCAUAGAUAAGAUAGUCCUUUUGUUAGAUUUUGUACAUUGUUUUAUACAGAUCAGAGAAUGAAAUACAUAAUAAUGUUCUAAUGAAUGGCAUAGAAAUUCCUAUUAAAUUGAUGGCAAUAAAUUAGUGCUUUGAAGAUCUUUCUUUUUGAAGGCGAUGACGUCAUACCCAGUUAUGUAGCGCUUAGGUACUCUACUAUUCGUAAAAUCUGUGUGUGAUAAAUAUUUGUUCGUGUAUUUACAAAAUAACUUUCCAGUUACGUUAGAUAGCUUACUUAGCGGUAAUUUACUCUAUGGACAAUAGUCGUUCAAUUAUUGGUAUAAGGGUAACUUACUUCGGUCAUGAUUGGCAAACCUCGCUUUAUAACAUUCGACAAAUUAGAUAAUAAGUGUAGUUUAUAACAUUUUUUAUAAAAAGUUGCAUUCGUUCAUAUUUAUUUAUACAAAAAUGACGUACCUAUACGUUUAAUGGUAGUGAUUCGAUGAAAUUGAGACUUUAUGACAAACUUUACAUAAUUAUGUCAUCAACGAUGUUCAUCCUCAAAUAACUAUUGUACUUAUUGAGGAAAUUAGGUGACGUAAUCAUGACACAUAUUUUUUAAAUACAUACAUAAAACCACGAGACCCGAUUUUGCUUCUCCACAAUUUGCAAGGAAAUGGUCGCAUAUAUCUAAUAUCGCGUCACUUACAACAUUUCAGACGCUCAACCAAGACACGACACCUUGUAAACAAUUCAAAUAUUAUAUUAAAUUACAAUAGGUUAGCUAUAGUUUAAAUAAAAAUUACACAUUAUGUUUUAUUAAAGAAGACAUUUAUGACAUGUAUUAUGUUUUUGAUUUACUCACUUAAAAUAUGAAUGAAUAGUAGGUUUUUUUUUUAUAUACAGAAUAUGCGGCCUAUUUUCUUUUUUUUAUUUAUGCCAAAGACAAAAUAAAAUUGCCACAUUACAUUAGCCAUCAAAUUGUAACGAUAACCAUGUAUGCAGUGACCAGUGCCAUAUGAUUUUAGUUAGUUUGAUAUUAUUGUUUCGUAGUCUUCUUGUUAUUGUUUACAACCUGUUAUAAAUUACCAAUACGUAAUACGUCCUUAGUCUGACCAUGUACUUACAAAUAAAAGUCUCUCAUGCGCUUUGACACGUUCUCAUCUUGAUUGAUAUUUAUUAUAGCAAUUAAUUGCUCAAUCUUAUUAUAAAUAACGAAUACUUACAAAAAAAUGCUAAUCAUUUUCUUUAUUAAUUCAAUAAAUUACAUUCCUUCUAAGUUUUCAAUGUAUUUAAUGUGAUUAAUUUAUAAGUUUAUGAAGUAUGGGGUUUGUGAUUAUUUAGAAAAUAAAUUGUUUGUCUUGUAAAUAAGUGAGGGUGAUUGCAAUACCAAUAAAGUUAAUGUUACCAAGA
Messenger RNA from Spodoptera frugiperda (fall armyworm), 3433 nucleotides. It is a transcript of the gene Agps, whose product is annotated as alkyldihydroxyacetonephosphate synthase. Lineage: Eukaryota; Metazoa; Arthropoda; Insecta; Lepidoptera; Noctuidae. Bases 12 to 1976 code for a protein of 654 amino acids. The transcript is spliced from 11 exons. Gene Ontology annotation, biological process: lipid biosynthetic process. The record is from RefSeq and is a predicted model, not a curated record. Gene Ontology annotation, molecular function: FAD binding; alkylglycerone-phosphate synthase activity.